AGAAAACAAAACCUCGUCUGCUAGGUGGAUGAAACGGUCGAAGUACUGUACUAAACGCGUGAAUCAUCCCAAUCAUGCGAGCUGCAAAACGCUGUCGAGCGUAAAAGCCCACGGGCAGUAACGUGCACGUCAAACAUGAAGACUCAGUCGCGAUGUGGUCGCGGUAACUCACAGAGACGAAUUGUGUGUUAGAUUUCGGGGCAACAGCAAAAGUUGAACGCACUGCUCUUCAAUUGUCAUGACAAGCGGACGAUGUCCUUCAGGAGGCAUGGAAAUAAGGCCAACAAAGUCGAUUACAAAGCUCGACUUGAGCACAAAUUGUAUUUGGCCAGGAUGAGCCCAUCUCCAGUUUACGACAUCUCAGAAUGUAAUUUAGAUAGUGUACCAUCGAGUACCUACCUACUUUGUGAAGUGUUCAGAAAAGACACAUUACUAUUACAUUGCAAUAAAUUGAAAUCGCUUUCAAGUGGAGGUGCCUUAAAAAACCUAUCCCUCAUUACUAUUCUAGAUUUGCAUUCCAAUGAAUUAAACAGCUUGCCUUCAGAAAUUGUUAACCUCAUAUCACUUAAGGAGUUGUAUUUACAAGAAAAUAUGUUGCAAGAACUGCCAAAUGAAAUAGUACGUUUGAAAAAUCUUUCGAUAUUGAAUCUUUCCAAAAACAAACUCAAAUAUUUGCCAGAAGAAAUGGGAAAAUUAAAGAAUCUUACUUUUCUUGAUAUUGGUUACAAUAAAAAUUUACAAAAGUUGCCGAAAUCACUAGGGCACGCACAGAAAAUAACACAUCUAGGUAUAGAUGAGUUGAAACUUUCCUAUCCCCCUGGACAUAUACAGAGUGGUGGAACAAUUGUGAUGGUAGCUUUUUUAGCAAACGAAUGCGGGAUAGAUUAUGCACCAGAAAAGUGCAUUUCAGAAAUUGAUGCACCAAUUGAUGUAAAUUUACAGAAUGUACAGUCACUAAUGUAUAACAAUGAUAAUGAAGUUCAGGCAACACUUUUGAAGUUAGAAAGGCUAAAGGAACAACGACAAAAUGCUCUUCUAGAAGUAGAAGAAAAUAUUAAGCAACAACAAAGGCAAGAGUUGGAAAUGCAGAAUCAAUUAAAAAUUAAUAAAGAAAAGCUUCUCAGAGAUUUGGCUAAUCAACAAGUUCAGUUAGAUAAAGAAAUAGAAAAGGUUCAACACAAAAGAGAUGUUAAUCGUACUAGAUUAUUGUCAUACAUUUAUAAUGCUGAAAAAGAAGCAGAUAAUGUGAUUAGGGAAUUUUUACAUGUUAGUGAAGAAGAACGUCAAGCUCAAGGCCAACUUCUUGAAAUGGAAAAAAAAGAAGAAAUGGAUAUUCUUUCUCGAACUCAUUCAGAGCAAUCUUUACAUCGUACAAAAGACACCCUUUUGGCAAUGAAAGAUUUAUUGGAAGAUGAACUACUUAAACAGAAAAAAUUGGCAGAUUAUACAGCAUUUAGGGAUUGUAAUGCUCAAUCGUUAUUAAGCUUAGAAUUAGAAAAUAAUGAACAAUUACUAAAAGUGAUGCAAGAUCAAGAAAAAAAUAGGCAAGAUUUAGUUAUUAGAGUAAAAGAAGAUGAACAAUUGCAAAAAGCUCUUGUGGCUGCAUUGCUAGAACGUAGUGAUGCUAGAUCUUGGAGUAUAGUGCAGCAAGUAAAUUUGGUACAAUCUCAAUUAGCUGCAUUAACAACCAUAGAGUUAGAAAGAAGAAAAUAUGAAAUUAAUCAACAUAUUAACGAUGUGGCUGAUAAAAGAGUAACCCUGAGUGCUAUAUUAGUAAGUCUUUUGGAACAACAAGAAGAAAGAAGAAGACAACUUUUAGAAACAGUAAAACAUAUUGAAGAACAACGAAACAGCUUGAAUCCAUCUAGAAGAGAUAAUAUGUUUUGGUUACUUCAAUAUCAAUCUCUGAUCGAAACGCGACCUCAAGGUCUUUUGGAAACUCUAGACCCAGUUUUGGUACGUCACGUCGCUAUAGCUGGAGCAUUACAUUGCCUACCAUUUUUAUGGACUCUUCCUUCUUUACUUCCUAAUAUUGACAAUGACCAAUUAAAAGACAUAGGUGUGAAAGGUGCAAGUGAUAGAGCUGCAAUAAUGAUGGCUGUUGAAAAUUACUUAGCCGAAAGAAAAUUGAAUGCCUAUCAAUAUUGUCCUCCAUCUGCUCCAUUAGCAGAAGAACCUUCUACUAGUUCCUCGGAACAAGAAUAUACAGCAUUUGAACCAUCUGCACCAACAGAGUGUAUUGUCUGCAUGGAUUUUGAUUGUGAAGUAAUUUUCCUGCCUUGUGGACAUUUCUGCUGUUGUGCUAAAUGUACUGAAAUGCUUUCAAUGGACUGUCCAAUGUGCAGAACUUCCAUUAAGCGCAAAAUUAGAAUUACAAGGCAAUAAUAGUUUUUUCUAA
This is a messenger RNA of Phymastichus coffea, 2398 nucleotides long. Its product is annotated as E3 ubiquitin-protein ligase LRSAM1-like. Gene Ontology annotation, molecular function: protein binding. The record is from RefSeq and is a predicted model, not a curated record. NCBI's taxonomy places the organism in Eukaryota, Metazoa, Arthropoda, Insecta, Hymenoptera, Eulophidae. The coding region runs from base 253 to 2385 and encodes 710 amino acids. The transcript has 12 exons.